Messenger RNA from Cladocopium goreaui, 918 nucleotides. The record is from the annotation of a GenBank genome assembly. Lineage: Eukaryota; Dinophyceae; Suessiales; Symbiodiniaceae.
GAAGAGACGACAACUCUGAGCCUUGGCUGGAUGGAUGGACCCGGAUGGAUUUCAUCCUCACGGCGCGGCAAGCUGGAUGCACCUAGCCCCGAGUGCAUCGGUGCUCCAACAGAUCUGGAAGAAGGGCAGCAGCGAGGUGGGACAGAUGAAUGCUGCUGUCCCAAUCUCUGCAUUUGGUGUUUCAUCCUGGUUCCAUCCGCGCUGUACUUUGCCUUCGUGGCCCCGUCUCUGGUGGCCAAUGGCAUCUAUUUGCUCCCAGGUGCCACGUUGGCCGUCUUUUGUACGACCACGGGCUUACUCUGUGCACUGCAGAACAACUCAGAGAAGCCUUGGGGUACGACGUCUUGGAAGGCGACGGUAUUGGUAUUUCGGCAAAGCUACGAAAAGAAGGUUACCGCCUUUGUAGAAACCUGGCAGCAGCAAGGCUUUGGCACUGCAUUUGCUCAAUCCACGCAAAGAACGCGCGAUGAAGAAUGCGCCUUGGUUGAGAAGUCUGCUGAAACUUCAUCCCUGUUGGGUGCAGCCAAGAUUGAUCAACGCAUGUCCCUCUUUUUCUACAUGCUCAUUGGUGUUGGUGCCGGGGCCUCGAUCACCGUGGAUGUGGAUGUGUUGGUGACCAGGCAAACCACCAAAGAAUUCCGUCGAGGCGCCCCCCUGUGGAGAUCUGUGGAAUCGCCCAACGGGGCUCCAACGGGGCUCCAACGGUGCCCAGGCAUCGCCAACAUCGACGAGGAGCCAACGCUCUGCGCGGCUCGUGGCCCACAGCUCUUCAACCCCUGGGCUCUGGUGGAUCCCAAAGAUCUCGUGUGCCCAAAGUUGAGAAAUUGGCCACCCGACGCCACGGCCAUUGAAAAGAACGGCGGAGAACCACCAUCGGGUCUCCGCGGAGUCUGCCAGUGUCAGAGAUGCUGUCAAAAG